UCUCUCUCUCUCUCUCUCUCUCUCUGGGAGCGGCAGGAUGUGCGAAUGAGGGCGCGAGACAGAUAAACAGAGACACGCAGAACUUCAGCAAAGGGACAGAGGAGGAGACAGCAAAAAUAUUUAGGGACAUUUAUACACGUGACACCUCAAUCCUGUACAGCUAUGUCAGUUAACUCUCCCAGUAGUAGUGAUGCAUGUUUGAGCAUCGUUCACAGUCUGAUGUGCCACCGGCAAGGUGGAGAGAAUGAGGGAUUUGCCAAGCGUGCCAUCGAGAGCCUUGUGAAGAAACUUAAAGAGAAGAAGGAUGAGCUGGAUUCUCUUAUAACCGCCAUCACCACAAACGGUGUCCACCCCAGCAAAUGUGUCACCAUCCAGAGGACACUAGACGGCAGACUGCAGGUAGCAGGGCGAAAAGGCUUUCCUCAUGUCAUAUAUGCUCGACUGUGGCGUUGGCCAGACCUCCACAAAAACGAGCUGAAACAUGUCAAAUUCUGCCAGUAUGCCUUCGAUCUCAAGUACGACAACGUAUGCGUCAACCCCUAUCACUAUGAACGAGUGGUGUCUCCAGGCAUAGUUGGACUAAGCUUGCAUUCCGGAGAAAGGCCAAUAAAGGAAGAGUAUAUACACGACUGUAUUCAGAUGGAUGUUCCACCCAGAAUGUCAUCCCAGCAGGAUCAUCAUGGCCCAGAGCACUACAGCCAACAGCUGCCCCCACUCCAGCUGCCCCAAGAGACCCAUCGCCAUGUCCCUGCUUCAGUAACCCUCUACCCCAGCCUGCCCCUCUCACCACCUUCGAGCAGCUCCAGAAUGUCCUUGCAAGGUAGCCAUCCAGAGGGCCUACUACAAAUCGCCUCUGCUCAAAGCAGGGCUAUGGUAUCCUGCUCUCCCCCCACCACCCCUACACACACACCAACAAACACAACAACACAUAGCAAGACGUCAGCCCAGCAACGUGAUGCAGAUCACUGUAGUCAGGGUGAUUACAGCACCCCGAAACAAACACAGGCACAGACCUCCUACCACACAACAACUUGGACAGGCACAAGCACUGCCUCCUAUACACCAAUGGGGUCCCAGCAGAAUGGGCGGAGUCACCAGCAGGGUCCUCCCCACCACACUGGUCAUUUCUGGUCUCAACAUCACACUCCAACCUCAUACCCACAGCCAGUCUCCAACCAUCCAGGUCCAGAGUUCUGGUGCUCAAUCUCAUACUUUGAGAUGGAUAUCCAGGUGGGGGAGAUGUUUAAGGUCCUGGCUAAUUGCCCACUGGUAACUAUAGACGGCUAUGUGGAUCCAUCCGGAGGAGACCGCUUCUGUCUGGGGCAGCUGAGCAAUGUGCAUCGCACAGAUGCCAGUGAACGAGCACGGCUCCACAUUGGUAAAGGUGUACAGCUAGAGUGUCGUGGGGAAGGAGAUGUAUGGAUGCGAUGUCUCAGUGAUCAUGCUGUCUUUGUGCAGAGCUACUACCUGGACAGGGAGGCAGGAAGAGCACCAGGGGAUGCUGUGCACAAAAUCUACCCAGGAGCUUAUGUGAAAGUAUUUGACCUUCGUCAAUGCCAUAGGCAGAUGCAACAGCAAGCAGCAACUGCACAGGCAGCUGCAGCUGCACAGGCUGCAGCGGUGGCUGGAAAUAUUCCAGGACCUGGCAGUGUAGGGGGCAUUGCCCCUGCCAUCAGUUUUUCUGCUGCAGCAGGAAUAGGAGUUGAUGAUUUGCGUCGGCUGUGUAUUUUGCGUCUGAGCUUUGUGAAGGGUUGGGGACCGGAUUACCCACGCCAAAGCAUUAAACAAACGCCAUGCUGGAUAGAGGUGCAUCUCCACCGGGCGUUGCAGCUGCUGGACGAAGUGCUACACACCAUGCCCCUCGCUGAGCCCAGCCCUGCCAACUGACAUGGUAACAGCGUAAUCAAACACAGCAUCUCAGAAGAAUCCACAACAGGGAACAAUGGAGGAGAGAUGGAGAGAUGACGAUAUGCUCCAUAGCUUCUCCCACAUACACAGCAUGCCCACGUGAACAGACAGUGACUCAUGGAAGGAGGCAGACACUUAUGCAAGCUUUCCAUUGCCACGGCCAGCAGACUGAGUGGACCUUAGUCCUGACCAGUGUAUAGUCCAAUCAUAAGACUGUUGACUCACAUGGAAAUACAGACCAGAGAAAGAUGUUCUUAAGGCACAGGUGAACAGGAGUCCCUGGAAUUGGUGAAACGUUGAAUAUGCAGGUCAAUUUAACAAAAACUAAUGAGGCAUGGUAUUCUUGGCCCAGGAUAUGAUUUUAAAUGCUGAGUUAUUCUGUCAGAUCAACACCAAACUCGGCUAAAUAUAGGUAAUGGGAGGACAAUCAUUAUUUCUUUUGUUACAAUGCGUUUUUAACUCUGGGACGGUAUUUAAGAAAAGUAUUUUUAUUCAACCAAACCAAAGUACCUUAAUUACCAAAGUAAUCCUAAAUAAUUAGAGCAAAAUAUUUUAUUGUUUUAAUGCCAAAAUGGAUGUAUAGCAUUUUAUAUGCUGCAAAACCAAAAUGGCAGCUUCUUUAGAGUGCACAGAAAAUGACAACUCAGAGUAAACAAAGCAAAGGAUUUCAUAAUGUUUAAUACAUAUUGUCUUUCUGUUCAUGUUCAUGCUUCGUCUUUUAGAAUGUUUAGGUGUUUCUUUCUGUUCCACCCCACCUCUGACAUUUUGUGCCUUAUUACCAAUGAGUACCUUUGUUAUAUAAAUCUAUGCAAAAAUAUUUUUUUUAGUUUAUUACCGAUUUCAUUUGUUUUAAACACACAGGCUGAACUAGUCAUGACUUUUAGAAGUUUCAGGCAGUUUAAAGCAGUUUAGUAGAAUGUUAGAUGCAUUGAUUUUCUUUUCUCUUUGUCAUUCAGGUGUGUCAUCCACAAGCAUGAAAUGCUCCCUGAUGAACAGUCUUCAGUUAUUUAAACAUUUAGGAGCCAUGUAGUUGUUAUUGGUAUUACUUGAAACCAGCUUCAUAGAAUGACUGUAAUUCUUUCAAAUAUAAUCCAAGUUUGUGUCUGAACGAUCUUUAAGUAUACAAAAAUCUACUACAAAGACUUAGCAGUAAUGAUGUCAGUAUGGCAUUAUUUUUAACGGGUUUCCUGAACUAAGAAAAAAACAGUCAUUUAUAGAUGAAGUUCUUUAAGUGGCUGCAAGCACAUUAGCCAUAGUCAUCAGUGGAAGCAUAAACUAAGCACCAAAUACCCCACACAAGCUUUACUCCAAAGGUAUGAUGAGUCAUAUAAAAGUGUAUGCUAACUGGUUUUGCACACUACAAUCUUUUAUAAUAUUGCUGGAUGCUAUAAUAAGGUAAACCUAACCAGGUUUCCCUUUAUCUUUGUAAACGUUAUUAAAGGCAUAGAUUGAACCUAAAA
Tachysurus vachellii is the source of this 3368-nucleotide messenger RNA. RefSeq names its product SMAD family member 10b (gene smad10b). Gene Ontology annotation, cellular component: heteromeric SMAD protein complex. The coding region runs from base 163 to 1887 and encodes 574 amino acids. Gene Ontology annotation, biological process: cell differentiation; regulation of transcription by RNA polymerase II; transforming growth factor beta receptor signaling pathway. NCBI's taxonomy places the organism in Eukaryota, Metazoa, Chordata, Actinopteri, Siluriformes, Bagridae. The record is from RefSeq and is a predicted model, not a curated record. Gene Ontology annotation, molecular function: RNA polymerase II cis-regulatory region sequence-specific DNA binding; I-SMAD binding; DNA-binding transcription factor activity, RNA polymerase II-specific. The transcript is spliced from 12 exons.